Messenger RNA from Hevea brasiliensis (rubber tree), 3257 nucleotides. RefSeq lists its product as uncharacterized. The transcript has 4 exons. NCBI's taxonomy places the organism in Eukaryota, Viridiplantae, Streptophyta, Magnoliopsida, Malpighiales, Euphorbiaceae. Bases 1111 to 2709 code for a protein of 532 amino acids. The record is from RefSeq and is a predicted model, not a curated record.
CUCAGAGAGUCUCUCCUUCGCUUCCUCUCUCUCCUUCUCUAUCUGUUUCUCGCGUGGAACUUCCGAACAUUUCCUUAAAAAAAAAAAAAAAUUGCGUACAAACAAGAAAGAGAGAUAUAGAGAACGAAAGCUCUCUUUCUCAGAAAAUACUCUCUCACACACACACCAUCAAGAACAAAGAAAAAAACACACGAACAAUCUACACAGUAAAAAAGAAUCAACGAAGUAUCAAAUCUUUGUUAUUCUUCAGCUUCCCUUAUCUCUCACGCAGAGAUCUUGUCCCUCUACAAUGCAUUCUUCGUUGUAGCGGACAAGGGUUUUGAUUCUGGAGCAAAGCGGAGAAUGGGCCAUCUUUCAAGGGAUUGGAGUUCUGGGGUGGGCAGUUCACAAGCUCUGUUAUCGAACUUUGAGAUUGAAUAGAGUGAUCAUUAAGAUUGUUAGUCUUGGGCAUGGAAGAGGAUUGCAUAUACAGGAUUGUGUAACAGUAACAAAAAAUUGGGUAUUCUGUUUUUCUGGAGGAUAAUUUUUUUUUUUUUUGGGUUUGGCUGCUUUGUGUUUUUCGAUCAUCAACUAGGGGAUGAUUUGGGUGUUUGCUUUUGGUUAUAAGGAAAGGGAGGUAAUGGUUCUGUAUUGGCCCAGAAGGCAACACAGAUCAGAUUGUAGUGGACCAUUUUCGUUUCUCAAGGAACCUUUUGGGUUGACAUAGUUGGAGCUAAGUUCUUUAGCAAGGAAAAGCUUGUCCAACGUUAUUUUUAGUAAUCUGGAUUUCUUGAAUAUCACAGUGUAGAGUACUACUAUAGUAGGUUCGAUUUAGUGGAAGUAGUGGCUACCUUUGAUAUUAACUGUGUUUCUCAAUCACUUCUGUUUUACUCUGUGAGCAUUUUGGUGAAGGAUACUAAAGGGUUGGUGGAUUUUGGUAUCUCUGUUGUUGGGAGGGAUCAAGAAGUUCAUGGAGCAGUGUUGAAGCAGGAAAUGAAUGCGGGGACAUGGUGGAUGGACAGGAGCAUAGUUACUGGUUCGUUCCCUUUUUGGAACAGUGCUACUGGAAAGUAAUACAAGCAUUUUCUUUGGUGGAAGUCACUCGUGUUUUGUGUUCUGAGAUUCUGUGCGAUGUCGCGUUGUUUUCCAUUUCCACCACCAGGAUAUGAAAAGGCUAGGAGAGAUGAUGUGGACUUACUAAAAAAGGAAAAGGACAGAGAGAAGAAGCUGAAGAAAGAGAAGAAGAACAGAGAAAAGAAAGAAGGAAAGUAUAAAGAAAAAAGGGAAAAAGAUAGAACUGAUGGAAAGCAUAGGGAUAAGAAAGAGAAAAAAGAAAAGCAGAGAGACAAAAAGGAGAAGGACAGAGAUAAGGAUAGAGACAAAAUUAGUGCCUCAGAUGAGAAGAGGCUUCCAGGGAAAUCUGAGCAUAAAAAUGAAGAUAGAACCCCAGAUGAGAAGAAACUUCCUGGAAAAUCUGAUGUUAAUGGUGGAGAAAUAUUCAUCCAAAAGGAGAAGGAAAGGGGCGUAGAUAGAAAAAGUAUCUUAGGUGAAAAGAAAUUUGCUAGUCAGCUUUCAGGUUACGGUGUGAGGGUCUCUCAGAAUAGCCAUCUCACUGGGCAGCCAAAGGAGUCUAAUUUUGUACAGGAGGUUGACAGGAGGACCAGAGAUGAAGUCAGAGGUAGCAGGAAACAGUUGGUUGAGAAGCUUGUCAGUGUGGAUGCAAGAAAGUAUGAGGGAAUGGUCGGAUUGGUGGCCAAGGCUACUGGGGCUUUGACUGAUAACAAGGUAAAGAACAAGAAAGGUGAUUAUAGAAAGUUGGAUGGGCAAGGAAUCAGGGAUGAGUCAAAAUUUUCUGGAAAGGCUAUGGCUCAGAGCCUUCCUCGAACAGUUCAGCCUAUAAUUGAUAAAAAACCAACAAGACCACUGGAGAAUGAUAUUGAGAAAAGGAUUGAUGGGAAAGACAAGAGCAAACCAAAAGAAGGUGAUGAUAGACACAGGGAUAAACGGAAGGAUAAAGAUAAGGGUAAAGAAGGCCAAGGGAAGGACAAAGAAAAGAAAAAGGAGGAGAAAGUAAGGGAGAAAAAUGAACAUAAGAACCCAGAGCCAAAUAAAGUAAAAGAAAACAGCAAGGCUGACCUUACAGAUAUCCAUAAUGCAAAAGCCUCUCUUCUUCCCAAGGAGAGCAUUAAGAGUGGUCUCACUGAAGGAAAUCCAAGGAAACGAAAAGAAUCAUACAAAAAUGGAUUCUUUAAUGCUAAUGACAUUAAGCCCAGUAAGAUGCCAGGACCUAUUUCCUCUCAUCCAUUCAUAGAAAAUGGAAAGAUACUGGAAACUCCUCAAGCUUCCAUUCAAUUUGUAUCAGAUAAGGAAUGCAAGAUAAAUGGUGUAAUAGAAGCUCAGGCAAUAUCCAUCUCCUCAACAACACAGCCACCGUCCAUGCCUAUAUCAAAGUCUUUGCUUGCAAGUGCACAGGCUGAUCAAGUACCUAAAGUGUCCAGGAAACUACCCCAUCCUGAUUCCAAAUAUCCAAGUGAGGUCCUUAAAGUUCCCAAAAUGGAAAAAUGGUGUGAUUUUGAUGACCAGGAAUGGCUUUUCGAAGAUAGAGAUUCUCGAUUAAAAAAGCCCAAGGUUGGUUCUUUUGGGGUUGAUGAGACACCCCAAGUAUGGUCAGAAGCUCUACAGAUAGAGUCAGCUGAUGUCUGCGCACUACCAUAUGUAAUUCCAUACUGAUUGGUCAUACAGUAGACUGUCAUACUGACUGUGGUUAACCAUCUUGUUUCGUCUGAUGUGGUGGCCAUCCAACGGACAACUGGGACUGGAAUAGCAACAUGUGGCGCUUGCUGCUUGGGGUGGUUGUUUGAUUCUGGUGCUGCAUUAGCCUGAUUACUGCAAUGUUGCCGUCUACAUUCUUCUGAAUGCCUCCGUUUUGUAAUAUUGCUGAAUGGAAUUGAUCUAUCAUGCGGAUAAGAAAAGCUUGGAUUGGAGGGGCAGGCUUUGCCACCGCAUGCGGUACUACUAAUUCAUUAAAAAUGGGAAUUUUCAUAAAGGACUGAGUGGGGUUGCUUGAAAAGGGUGGUGUAUAAGCUUGUGCAAUUUUAUUUUAUUUGCUUAAAGCUAAGCUCUUUCUAAUUGAGAAUGUAAAAGAAAACUAGCUGUGGACUUUGCGACUCCACCACAAUUCUGUGGCCUCUGCGACUCCACCACAAUUUUGUUUUGUAACAUAGAACUUUUAUUUACAAGAAAUGUAAAGGGAAAAGAAAAGUAGUGGCAUUCAUUUA